AAUUUCAGAUAUAAACAAAUAAAUACUUAUAAUCGUUAGCUUUUUUGGAAGGGAAAUCCUAAGCUAUUCCCUAAUAAAGACUUGCUCGCUUCUUUCUCUCCAUUCACUUUCCCCUCUCCCUCUCUCUCGCCGGCGCGCUCCUGUUUCAGUCAUAUUUCCGCAAAAUGGUUGUCCCUCCGCCAGUAAGGCCGGAAAGAGUGACGAAGUAUCUCAAGCCAUACGUCCUAAGGAUGCACUUCACCAAUAAGUAUGUAAACGCACAAGUUGUCCACACACCAACUUCAACAGUGGCUGCUGCUGCUAGCACGCAGGAGAAAGCCCUUAGGCUGGCCAUGGAAAAAGAGAAAGAGAACACUAGGGAUGUUGCUGCUGCUGCAAAGAUCGGCAUGAUACUCGCACAACGGCUGCUCGUUAGAAACAUACCAGCCGUUACUGUGUUCUACAAGAGAGAUCAAAAAUACCAUGGCAAGGUGAAAGCAGUAGUUGAUCAAUUAACAAGUGCAGGGGUGAAAUUGAUAUGAACAUGAUGUUGGUUUUUUAUUGAUCUUGCAUCUGAUGCUGGUGAUGAAUCUCAAGACAUAAAUAUUUCAGUGUGCUAGAAUCACUUAGCUCUUGUAUUUUGACUAUUGUUUUGAGGUUUCAAAUGAUGAAUAAUUCAUGUUAUGGCU
This is a messenger RNA of Salvia miltiorrhiza (redroot sage), 668 nucleotides long. RefSeq lists its product as uncharacterized. Gene Ontology annotation, biological process: translation. Lineage: Eukaryota; Viridiplantae; Streptophyta; Magnoliopsida; Lamiales; Lamiaceae. Bases 165 to 521 code for a protein of 118 amino acids. The transcript has 2 exons. Gene Ontology annotation, molecular function: 5S rRNA binding; structural constituent of ribosome. Gene Ontology annotation, cellular component: ribosome. The record is from RefSeq and is a predicted model, not a curated record.